AUGGAGCCAAUAUUUUAUAUAUUUUUCUCAAUCAUUUUCGUGAUAUGGAUUACGAAAGUUGCCCAAGGGAAAAUAAGAAAUUUACCACCGAGCCCCUUCCCAUGUUUACCUAUCGUGGGUCAUCUUUACCUGCUGAGAAGCCGGCCGCUCUACCGAGCCUUAGGUAAACUCUCCGCCCACCAUGGUCCGAUGCUCAUGCUUCGCUUGGGCGCCCGCCGGGUUUUCUUAGUUUCGUCUCCGGAAGUAGUGGAGGAAUGCCUCACCACCAACGACCUUACUUUCGCCAACCGUCCCCGUCUGCUUGCCGGAAAACACCUUGGGUUGGACUACACCACCAUUAAUUGGUCAAGCCAUAAUGAUAACUGGCGUAGCCACCGCCGCGUGGUCAGCCAUGAGCUUUUGUCAUCUUGCCAGGUACGAACCCUUAGCGCCAUUCGUGCCGAAGUGGUGCACCACCUGGUUAAGAAUGUCAUGUACCCUAGAGUAGUAAGGGACGGGAUGAUGGAGAUGAAGUCGGUGUUAUUUGAGGUGGUCUUAAAUGUGGUGAUGAUGACGAUUGCCGGGAGGAGGUGUGAUGUUGAAGGGGGAGAGGCUGGGCGGUUUAUGGAGCUUGUCCAGGAGUUGUUUAUUGUGAUGGGGGCGACCCAUGUGUCUGACUAUUUGCCAUGGUGGAAGUGGGUGGGAGGGAAACACUUAGAGAAGGAAAUGGUGGCGUUAAAUCAAAAGUGGCAUGCGUUAAUGCAAGAUUUGAUAGAAGAGCAGAGGAGAAAAACCGUGGUGGAGGCGGAGGGUGGUAGCUCCAAUGAGAAGAAAAAUUUGAUUGAAUUUCUACUAAUGUCGCAACAAAAAGAACCUGAAAAUCACAGCGAUGAAGUUAUCAAGGGAUUAUUGCAGGUACUAAUAUCAGCAGGAAGCAAUACAUCGAGUGUAACAAUGGAAUGGAUGUUAUCGCUUUUGUUAAACAAUCCUGAAGCUCUAAAGAAAGUGCAGACUGAGAUUGACAAUUGUGUUGGGGAAGAUCGUCUAGUUAACGAAUCAGAUUUAACCAACCUUCCAUAUCUACGUUGUAUAAUAAACGAGACUAUGCGUAUAUACCCUGCUGCUCCACUCUUGUUACAUGAGUCUGCAAAGGAUUGUAUGGUGGGAGGUUACCACAUCCCAAGUGGUACAAUGCUACUGAUGAACGUGUGGGCGAUACAAAAUGAUCCAAAGAACUGGAAAGACCCUACAAAGUUUAAGCCAGAAAGAUUUCUAGGGUUAAAAGGUUCGGGAAAUGGGUAUACCUAUAAGCUAAUGCCAUUUGGGACUGGAAGGAGGAGGUGUCCGGGAGAAAACUUGGGAAUGCGUAUGAUCGGGUUGACAAUGGCUACGCUUAUUCAAUGCUUCGAGUGGGAAAGACAGAGUAACGAGAUGAUUGACAUGACCGCAGGAGUAGGAUUGAUCGCACCAAAAGCUAAACCCUUGGUGGCGAAAUGUCAGUCCCGUGGAGUGAUGGCCAGACUGCUAUCUCAGAUGUGAAGAUAUCAAUAAUGAGUGUCAUUAUAAAUGGAUAUAUUUUAAUCGCCUAAGAAAGUAUUAAAUGAAACUGUCAAAUUAAGAGUGCAACAGGUAGGGUGGAGGUACCUGGUUGAAACGUAUUUUGUAGGUCAUUUUAUCUAUUCUUCUUAAUUAUUAAGCAAUUUAGUUGUUUUGUGGCAAUCUUAGUAGCUUAAAUUUAAUCUUUAUUGUUUCUUUUGUAAGCUAUUUAAGCAUUGUUUCAUAUUAAAUAAGAUGCGGC
Lactuca saligna is the source of this 1777-nucleotide messenger RNA. NCBI's taxonomy places the organism in Eukaryota, Viridiplantae, Streptophyta, Magnoliopsida, Asterales, Asteraceae. The record is from the annotation of a GenBank genome assembly.